Molecule: messenger RNA, 1668 nt
Organism: Fusarium fujikuroi IMI 58289
Lineage: Eukaryota; Fungi; Ascomycota; Sordariomycetes; Hypocreales; Nectriaceae
Product: PTR2-Di-and tripeptide permease
Exons: 6
Coding region: 1-1668 (555 amino acids)
Biological process (GO): transmembrane transport
Cellular component (GO): fungal-type vacuole; plasma membrane
Molecular function (GO): dipeptide transmembrane transporter activity; tripeptide transmembrane transporter activity
Source: RefSeq, a predicted model, not a curated record
AUGGUGACUCAGCAUCCUGAGCACGAAAGGCGGGACGCUACAGAAGAGGAGAUCAAAGAGCUGCGGCACGUUGUAGAUUCAGUUCCCUUGGCUGUCUGGGUCGCACUCGUUGCUAAUGCUACGGAGAGGUUCACAUUCUAUGCCGUGACAACGCCAUGGCAGAACUACAUACAGAAUCCCGCUGAUAGCGUCGCCGUUCCUGGCGCUUUGGGACUGGGGCAAGCAACGGCUACAAACAUUACGAGUGCAUUUCUCUUCUUGAGCUUUCUUCUCCCGACUGUUUGGGCUAUCAUCUCAGACACGUGGCUGGGGCGUCACAAGACACUCUGUUUGAGCUACUUUUUGAACUUUUGUGGAUGUUUGAUCAUCUUUGUUACGUCGCUCCCAGCAUUCAGCCACUCUCAGAUCACUAAGGUGGUAGGACUGGGGUUCGCGAUGAUUGUCCUUGGAAUCGGCACUGCUGGUGUCAAGGCGACCGCCUCCCCAUUCAUAGGUGACCAAUACGCAGAAACUGCUCCUCAAGUCAUCACCACAAAGAAAGGGGAGCGCUUUAUUGCAGACCGGGCGCUUACACUUCAGUUUAUUUACAAUGUGUCGUACUGGUUCACCAACAUAGCAAGUUUAUCGCUCGUUGCAUCCACCUAUUUGGAGAAGCUAGUGGGAUUCUGGGCUGCUUAUUUGCUACCUCUUUGCGCGACCUGGACCCUGGUACCUUUACUUCUAAUCUUUCACAAAUCACUUGUCAAACAAAAACCCCAAGCAAAUAUUCUUCCACGCGCUUCCCGAGUUAUCGUGUGUGCGGGGAGACACAAGUUCAACUGGGAAGCUGCUACACCCGUUUAUCAGUCCGAGACGUUUGGCCGCCAGGUCGAAUGGGAUGACAAAUUUGUCUUUGAGAUCAAGAGAGGUCUGCAGGCUUGCAAGGUGAUGGCCUGCUUUGUGCCAUUCCAUCUCUGUAUGAAUCAGAUUACAAACAAUCUUGUUUCACAAGCAGGGCAGAUGAGGCUCGGUGGGAUCCCCAACGAUACAAUCCAAGCUCUAAACUCUAUCGCUUGCGUGCUACUGGGACCAAUCAUGCAGAAAUUUGUUUAUCCCAUCGUCCGUGGUCGGGGAUUCGCUUUUGGCCCCAUUGCGCGCAUUACGUGGGCUUUCAUUAUGAUGAGUACUGCAAUGGCAUAUGCUGCUGGUGUUCAAAAGCUCAUCUACACCAAGGCGCCUUGCUACGAUAAGCCCUUGCAGUGUGAAAAGUCGCCUAACGACGUAAGUGUCUGGAUCCAGUCGCCCGUCUACUUUCUCCUCGGAGUCGCCGAGAUUUUGGGCUUUACAACUCUUGCCGAGUACAGCUAUUCUGAGGCACCUAGGAACAUGCGCAGCUUGGUACAAGCCAUGGCCCAGCUGAGUUCGGGCGCUGGCUCUGCGCUUGGGAUGGCAUUCUCACCAUUGUCAAAGGAUCCUCAGAUUCUCUAUCUCUAUACGGGUUUGUCUGUAACAAUGAUUACCACGGCGCCUACCUUCUGGCUCAUGUUUCGUGCGUAUGAUGAUAGAGUAUUUGAAGAAGCACACUCGAACGAUGAUGGAAGUAAUCAGGCGGCAGAGCCAAUGGUUUCUGGACCGUCUGAGGCUACCGAACCAGGAGAAAAGGCCGAUGGUGCCAAAGCAUCUCCCUAA